This is a messenger RNA of Cryptomeria japonica (Japanese cedar), 1421 nucleotides long. Its product is annotated as calcium-binding protein CBP. Lineage: Eukaryota; Viridiplantae; Streptophyta; Pinopsida; Cupressales; Cupressaceae. The record is from RefSeq and is a predicted model, not a curated record. The transcript is spliced from 5 exons. Gene Ontology annotation, molecular function: calcium ion binding. Bases 129 to 956 code for a protein of 275 amino acids.
GUAAUAGCAGGUACAAAGUUUUCAGUGGGCAUUAUCUUUUGUAGCUUAAUCAUUGUGAGCAGCGCUACAAGUAGAAUUUGGAAGAUAGAAAGAAGAAUUGCUCGAAGCUUUAUCAUUGUGCUACAACUAUGUCUGGCUACCCACAUAACCCUUAUGGAGCUGCCCCGCCAAAUAAUUAUGGCGGACCUCCUCCUCCGAACCAGUAUGGCGGACCUCCUCCUCCAAACCAGCACGGAGCCCCUCCACCAAACCAGUAUGGAGCUCCUCCCCCAAAUCCAUAUGGAGGUUCCGCUCCUCCUCCCUCUGGGCAAUACGGACAAACCCCGUAUGGACAGGGCACUCCCUAUCAAACCCAAUCAUACCCCACUGCCCCACCUUAUGGAAACCCCACUGCUCCUACAUAUGGGUAUCCACCUACUCAACAACAGCCAUUGUUUGCACCAGGCACAGACCCGGAGAUCAUAAGGGCCUUUCAAGCUUAUGAUCAAGAUGGCAGUGGAUUCAUUGAUGACAAGGAGUUGCAGAAAGCUCUCUCCACAGCCGCUCAGUCGUACAGCAUCAGGACAGUUCACCUUCUCAUGUUUAACUACAACAGCAAUUCCACUAGAAUAGGGCCAAAAGAGUUCACAGCCUUGUGGCAUGAUCUCCAGGCAUGGCGGUCAAUCUUUGAGACAUUUGAUAGAGAUCGUAGUGGGAAGAUUGACACCAUGGAACUUCGGGAUGCGCUUCUCAGAUUGGGAUAUUCAGUAUCACCGCCAGUUUUACAGCUUCUGCUUACAAAAUAUGACAGAACAGGCCAAGGCAGGGGAAUUGAUUACGACAGCUUCAUCGAGUGUGCCGUAAUUGUGAAGGGGCUUACUGAAAAGUUCAAGGAGAAAGACAAAAAGUAUACUGGCACAGCCACUCUGACCUAUGAAGAGUUCAUGCUCACGGUUUUACCCUUCAUUGUUGCAUAGGGAGUUCUGUGCUGGAACAGGGUCUUGCCGAAGUGUGCCACUUGCUUUUGACCGUUUUAAGAUAUUGCCCACAGGGGUGUGCCUUGAAUGAAUAUUUGGUUUGGUGAUGAUAUUUGUUAAGAAUGUUUACAAAAAAUUGCAUAUCUAACGAGCCUCUAAAAUAGUCAUGAUCUUAUCUUUGCUUUGACCUACCCAAAGGACUCAAUUUGUAAAACAUAUUUGCAGUAUGACACUAAGCUGGAAUAGUAUCCAUUUGUUCUCCAGAGUCCAAGCCAGGGUGUUUGGUGUUUGAUAUUGUUCAGUGUGAUUGAAUAAAGUCAGAUUUGCUUGAAAUCGGAUUGCAUUUAGCUCUAAAAUGUAGAGAUGUGUUGUUUUGAUGGAAAAAGGCCUUAGUAUCUGUAAGUAGGGCAGAAAUAUAUCUCAUGUAUGAUGUUCCCAGAGGAUAAUGGAAAAACUUUUAUGCUA